AUGAGUAGUUUUGGCAUAAAUAUGGGCUUCAUUACCACCGGAGAUCUCCAAGAAGCUUUACUGGAUAUCGGAUAUGAAGUCAGUGCGGAUGAUCUUGAUCUUCUAACAAGAGGUAAUGGAACAAGUUUGUUAAUUUUUUGUUCAGAGGUGUUAAAUAACAUUGGCAAUGAGGAGAAUAUCUUCGAUAAUGGUUUGGUUGAUCUCACAGAAGAAGAUGCGCCUUUUUGCAAAGAUCUCAACGAUACUUUGAUGGAAAAUUCGGUCGUUUAUGAACAGACGAAGGUGGGAUAAUGUAUUCUAGUCUUAAUUUUAGUUAGCCAGAGUAUUUAAACGAAGCAGAGAAGAUUAUCAAAGAAUCGUAUGAAUGCGUGAAGAGAUGUUAUUCACACAUGUUGGAGAUCACAGAAGUAAGUUCUGUUCAGUGAUGAAAUAAAAAAAUAUAUGGAAAACAAAAAAACACGAAAAAGUUCUUUCCAAAUAUUUCUGCGAACCUGUUUCUUCACUUGUUCGAGAUUCAUGUUAUCUAAUCUAGGGAGGUUCUCAUGUAAAUGAUCGGUUUGUGGAUUUACACAAAAAAAUUUCUGAUAUGAGGUCUCUGUUGAGGGAGCGAAGUGCCGUUGAUGAGCAGGAAUCUUGCCAUGAAGUAGAUGGACAUAGUCCUAAAGAGAUAUCGGAAAAUCCGAUCAACAAAUACACCGAACGAAUGAUGAUAAAUCGAUUCUUGAAGGAUAACUGUAAGUCUUGAGAUUAGUGGCUUUAUUGUUUAGGUCUUCGCCCUGUGAUUUGUCCGGAGCCUGGCCGACUUCCAUUUAGACAAGAUAGGAUAAGAACCUUGGAUAAUUACAAAAGAGAAUGGGCGCAACGCCCUCCCCCUGGCGAGAAUAAACGACUGGCGUUACGGUGGAAGAUCAGAGAGGCCUUGAUAAAAAGAGAUAUUCCUGUAAUCAAAUUGACUGACACAACUGACCACGCUUAUAUGCCGGAAAAACCACAAUGGCAGUGA
Bursaphelenchus xylophilus (pine wood nematode) is the source of this 1003-nucleotide messenger RNA. Lineage: Eukaryota; Metazoa; Nematoda; Chromadorea; Rhabditida; Aphelenchoididae. The record is from the annotation of a GenBank genome assembly.